Vitrella brassicaformis is the source of this 2640-nucleotide messenger RNA. Lineage: Eukaryota; Vitrellaceae. The record is from the annotation of a GenBank genome assembly.
CACCGCCCAGCUCAGUGUACGCAGUAGCUAUUCACACUUUACUGUGGUUUGUGUGCGCCAGGGGAAGUUAGCCCAACUUGCGCUUCUUGCGCCUCCUCUCCACCUCAUUAGCCCUACCGUCCUGUCCCUUGUCCGCCUGCAGACGGCCCUUCUUGGCCUCUCCCGCCAUCACCCGGCCCCCGCCCUCGCCGUGCUGCACCCCGCCAUCCGCAGCACUCGGGGCCGCCCGCUUCUUAUUGCGCCGGUGGCGCAUGUGGUAUCGGUGGCCGUUCUCCUGGGGCUGCUCGUGCACAGCAGCAGCAGCAGCAGGAGGGACAACGGCAGCGGCAGCGGUGGCAGCAGGGGGAGGUGUCUGAGCGUGGGCCGCCUCGAUGGAGGGCGGCUCGUAGACCGGCUCCACCUCGAUGUGCGGCGUGUAGGGCUGGAUGAACUGGCCGCCGACGUCAGCCGCCCAGUGCUGAAACUCCUGCACCCAACACACACACAAAUGGGCCAGGAGAGGUGGAGAGGGGUGCGUGUGAGGGAUGGAGGCACUCUGCUAGUGGUGUGGAUUGGGGUGGCUGGGUACCUGUUUGUCCAGAUCGUCAAAGUAGGGGUGGUUAACCGCCUCCGCCGCCGUCAAACGCUCAGCGGGGUCAAACCUAAUCAGACUGACACACACAGUUGACAGAGGAAUGCAGCCAUGGGAGGGAGGGAGGGAGGGAGGGUGCCUGAUGGGCUGACUUACUCAUAGAGGAAGUCGAACUCCUCGUCAGUGAUGGUCACGCCGUUCUCGCCCUCGGCCAGGAUCUUCAAGAACCUGACGCGCACCUCGGCCUUGCUCCGCUGCGGAAUCCGCGGCAGGAUGAGGCACUGCACAGACACACAGCCGGACGGACGCGUGUUUGUACUGUGUGUGGUUUGUGGUUUGUGUGGUGCUUUGGUGCCGUGUGUCCAUACGUGCGGCAGGUUGAGCGCCCGCAGUCUGCUGUGCGGCGGCAGCCCCAGCAAAUCGAUCAUCUUAAUCAGCGAGCCGUAGUCAGAACCCAGAGGACACUAACACACAGACAGACACACACACUUAUCUCUGUCUGUGUGUGUCUGUGUGUGUGGCUGUGUGUGUGUGCAUGGCUCGGUCGGUCGGCCAGUGGCUGACUCACAUCGAAGGGCGAGCAACGGCAUCCGAGCAUCCGAGCGAGUAUGCACCCUGCACACAGACAGACAGACAGACAAUAAGCAUCCCGCAGGUGCCAUGUGGCCACGCGUCUUUCCCUCCCUCCCUCAUACCAGCAGCCCAGAUGUCCACGGCGGUCCCGUGGGUCCGCUGCCCCAGCACCGCCUCGGGCGCCCUAUACGAUGGCGUCCCCAACGCAGUCGGGUUCUGAUGAAUGGCACAACGGAUUCACACGUGUCGCUGACACAUGGCGUCGGCGGGUCAGUGCGGUACUUACGGUGUGUCGGACGGGCGGGGCGCCGAGGCUGUCCAGGAGACGGCCGUGGCCGAGAUCGGUCAACAACAACUUCUCACUGCAUCCACACAGACACGUAGACGGACACUGUGUGUGUGGGUGUGGGUUAACGCCUGUAGGUGGGCGGGGGGGAAUGUUGCAUACCGUCCAGGUGUCGUGCUGUUGUUGAGCAGGACGUUGGCGGGCUUGAGGUCGCGGUGGGCGAUGUCGUGCGAGUGAACGUGGGCCAACGACAGCAGCAGCUGUCCAAUGCAUGCAACACACACAGCAGAUAAGGGGCAUCCCAUGGCUGUGUGUGCCUCUCUUGCGCACCUGGAACAUAUAGCGCUUGACCUGCUCGGGCGGCAGAAUACGAUCCACUUUGACCUUUCGCUGCAUUCGCGAAUGCAUGACAGCACAGCACACACAUACACACACGAUGGUCCAUCCGUCGGCUCUGUUGGUUUCCUUCGUUUGUUUGCUGGUCUGCUUACCGGUGGGAAGAUGCGGCGGAGAAACCUGGAGAGGUCGCCGCCGGAUGCACACUCCAUGACCAUGUAGAGCCGCCGCUCCUUACCAGACACCCAGGCCUCGAAGACCUUGGCCACAUUCUGGUGCUUCAUCUUGCUCAGAAUGGCCUGCAUCACAGCCACACACACACGUCGAUAACAAAAGGACAUGGCAUCAUUGCAUACACCCUCCCUCCCUCCCUCCCUCCCUCCCCACCUCACCACGUCGCGCAGAGCCUCGACAGGGAUACCCUCCCGGCACGUCGAGAAGUCCUGCACCUUCACGGCGUAAAGACGGCCCGCCUUCCCUUUGAGCUUCUCCCGCACCUGCAUCACCUUGCCGAACGCGCCGGCGCCCAGCUCACCGACGACAUCGUACUUGGCAUAGAGAGUCGGGUCCAAACUCGGGUCCACCUCGCACGCGGCUGACAUGAUGAGUGGACCGUGCUUCACUGGCUGAGUCCCUCAGAUGCAGGAUGAGCUGUCGAACAGCUGCCGUGCCGUUGAGCCCCUGCAGGCCUGCUGGGGAGGGGCUGACCCUGUCGCGCUGGCCGUCUGAUGGACUCGACGGAGGCUGGAUGAGCUGCCGCUACACUGCCGUCCGCAAGAGCCUCCAAGCCGUCACGAUGCCGCGGACGAGACCGGGGGGCGAGAGCGAGUGUCAGAGCUGAUGAACGUCAGCUCAAAUAGUCGCUGUCCAUGAC